Messenger RNA from Pomacea canaliculata, 1967 nucleotides. RefSeq names its product visual pigment-like receptor peropsin. Gene Ontology annotation, biological process: G protein-coupled receptor signaling pathway. Lineage: Eukaryota; Metazoa; Mollusca; Gastropoda; Architaenioglossa; Ampullariidae. The coding region runs from base 460 to 1614 and encodes 384 amino acids. The record is from RefSeq and is a predicted model, not a curated record. Gene Ontology annotation, molecular function: G protein-coupled receptor activity. Gene Ontology annotation, cellular component: membrane. The transcript has 6 exons.
UGCUUCUCAUGAUGCACAUCUCACUCUCUCUACAGGCGUAGAUAGCUCUGUAGCAUCUAGCCACACCUCUACCUGUUGUAAAGGUCAUAGGUGGCAUCAGAUUCCAGAUGAGUGACCACAACACCAUGGCGGACGCGAGAGCGUACCUGUCGUCACGUGACGGCCACAAAGGGCCAGGUGUUAAGGUAAUCGAAACUCACUGCACUGUGCUGUCGCCUGUCUAGGCAGCAGCUCUGUUCAGACUUGACGCGGGGAGUUCAGACACGUCAACAGACUGGAGGAUAGUGACAGUUAGCCUCGUUGACGGUGACACAUAGCCUAGUGGACAGCGAUGAGCACACCUGGCGCCAUGUUUUGUACUGUUGAGAACAAUUGAACUGUUUCCACCAGCAGCUAGAGCAGCAUCUGAGGUCAGGGAUUGUCUUGAAGGACUUGAAGGAGCUGAGGACAAGGUAAAGGAUGCAGAGCGACAACAACACUACCGACGUCGUGCAGGAGAUGGAGGUGGAGAACGUCACCACGUGGGCGCUGAUGGAGGAGGACGAUUGGCAGGUGCUCGUGCGCAGGUACGACAUCCGGCCGCUGUCCAGCGCUGGGUACAUGGGCUGCGCCAUCUAUCUCGUCAUCAUAGGUCUCGUAGCAACGACUGGCAACACUACCACGCUGGUGAUGUUCCUGCGCAACCGGAAGUUGCGCGUCAAGCCGCACAACAUCCUCAUCCUCAACCUCGCCAUCUCCGACAUCGGCAUUUCUGUCUUCGGCUACCCACUGACCACCUCCUCCUGCUUCGCGGAGCGCUAUCUGUGGGGGAUGGUCGGCUGCAAAAUCCAGGGCUUCACCACCUUCUUCCUGGCAAUGGCCGACAUGUACACACUCACCGUCAUCAGCGUCUACCGCUGGGUGGCCAUCUGCCGCCCACACUACAACCACAGGCUCAACUUUUCCUUCACCGUCAAAGUGGUGGUGGGCGUGUGGGUGGCGGCGUUCAUCACUACCGCGCCGCCACUGGUGGGAAUGAGCACCUACAUCUUCGAACCUUUCGGCACGUCCUGCACCAUCGACUGGGACGACCCCGCUCCCGUCAGCGUCUUCUACAUCUACGCUCUCGUCCUCGUCGCCUACAUCAUACCCGUGGUUGUCAUGGUCUACUGUUACUGGAAGGUGGUGGCGCGAUCGAAGAGUUUGUUGAAGAAGGUCAAGCAGUCCAAGUGCAAGACGCUGUCCCUGGGGGAGGCCGAGGAGGCCAACAGCACCAUGGCCGAGUGUAAAGUCACGUGGAUCUCGCUGUUGAUGGUGUCGGUGUUUGUGGUCAUCUGGUCGCCCUACACCUUCGUGUGCGUGUGGGCAAUCUACGACCCCGACAUCCCCAUGUGGCUCAACACGCUGCCCACCAUGUGUGCCAAGUCGUCGUGCAUGCUCAACCCAGUCAUCUUCUACCUCACCAACCCACUCUUCCGCGCCACCUUCCGCGCCACCUUCAGCCGCCGGCGAAAGAUCCUGCCCUUCCUCAGCCGCACCAAGUCAAGAACCUUUAAGGUGGACCGGACAAAGGAUGGCAUUUACAUUGGAGAGAGUCGGGUGACCCUGCGGCAGGCGGACACUACUUUGUUUUGAUGUCACAACGAGGCUGCGUGACAAGGGUCACCAUUUUGCUGGAACAUCUUUUCUAAAAGCAGGAUGUUGCAUCUCAUCAGCGCAGAAGGACAGGCUCAUCUAUCGUCACCGACACAUGGGCAAAAGAAAGACAGCGAGGCACGAAUGCUUCCAAAGGAUUGACACGAUUUCAUGAGUGGGACACCGUUGAACUGCCUGUAAGCCAGCUUCCAAUUCUCUCAUUGGCAAUACGAGACAGGACUCGAUAAAAAGCGUGUUAAUCAGUCCUCAUUAACAGACAGAUGAGAACAUGAUGUGGAAGCUUGAACCAGGAGACAAUGUCGAUCCCUGUCACAUCACUCACGGAAAGAGAG